GACUCCCCCAGCUCAAAAGUCAUCUGCAUGGAACUUUCCUGGCAAUGGCACUCGGAAAAGACACGUUCACACUUGUGGUUCCAUGUGCCUCACCCUUCCCCACCAACCUUGCUGACCUUACAUCCCAUUCCACAAUUACACCCAAAAGCCUCCAUUGAUAUGAUAGUGAAAGGGAAGUCUUCUCGUAAAUUUUCGGCUCAAAGCAUCUAUUUCUGCUGCCAAUUGUAACUUUCAUACUUAUAAAUCAACUCCGAGCCAUACACAGAGAGGAGGAGAUAUACUUUCUGUCUGUGUGAACUCUUGGUGUAGCUUUUUGAUUUGUUAGAUUUUAUUGGUUAUGGGAAGCAAAAGCUCAAAGGAGUCCAGUGGCGGAAGGUACCCAACAAGCAGGUCAGCUGGUUCAGAUGCAUGGAGUCAUUAUGGACAACCACCACAAUCUGCUUAUCCUCCAGAAAAUUCUUAUUACACGCCGCAGCAUCGAUAUGCUCCACCUCCCUCGUAUAAUUAUGGAUCACGAACGCCUCAGCUGCAUAAGAGUUUGGAGAGAAAAUACUCAAGGAUAGCUGAUAACUACCAAACUUUGGACCAGGUUACAGCUGCUCUUGCACAAGCUGGCCUUGAGUCCUCUAACCUCAUUGUUGGUAUUGAUUUCACAAAGAGCAAUGAAUGGACAGGUGCCAGGUCAUUCAACCGUCGUAGCUUGCAUCACAUUGGGAAUGGUCAAAAUCCCUAUGAACAAGCAAUAUCAAUUAUCGGACAGAGCUUAUCCGCUUUUGAUGAGGAUAACUUAAUUCCCUGUUAUGGAUUUGGAGAUGCAUCAACACAUGAUCAAGAUGUCUUCAGUUUCUAUCCAGAAGAAAGAUUUUGCAAUGGAUUUGAGGAGGUGCUUGCACGGUACAGAGAAAUUGUCCCACAACUUCGACUUGCAGGACCAACAUCUUUUGCACCCAUCAUUGAAAUGGCCAUGACUAUCGUUGAGCAAAGUGGUGGUCAAUACCAUGUUUUGCUGAUAAUUGCUGAUGGACAGGUGACAAGAAGCGUUGAUACACAGCAUGGUCAGCUUAGCCCACAAGAGCAUAAGACAAUUGAUGCAAUUGUAAAAGCAAGUGAAUUCCCCUUGUCAAUUGUCCUGGUUGGGGUUGGUGACGGGCCUUGGGACAUGAUGAGGGAGUUUGACGAUAACAUCCCUGCUCGUGCUUUUGACAAUUUUCAGUUUGUGAACUUCACAGAGAUUAUGUCAAAGAAUACGGAUCCAUCCAGAAAGCAGGCAGAAUUUGCUCUUUCAGCUUUGAUGGAAAUACCUUCUCAAUAUAAAGCAACUAUUGAGCUUGGCUUAUUGGGAAGAAGGAGGGGGAAUACUUCAGAGAGAGUUCCUCUCCCUCCUCUUUAUGGCACCUCUUCUUUCAACACCCCAAAGUCUUAUUCUCGCUCAAGCAGUUUCCAGCAGAAUGCAUCUCCUUAUUCGCGCUCAAGCAGUUUUCAGCAGAAUGCUUCUUAUUCGCACACAAGCAAUUUUCAGCACAAUUCACCGCCUUAUUCUGGAUAUGAUACCUCAGCUGGCUCAACCACAGGUCCAUCUUCAAGUUCCUUUUACGAUCAUCAGGUUUGCCCCAUUUGUCUUGGUAAUCCCAAGGACAUGGCCUUUGGUUGUGGACAUCAGACUUGCUGUGACUGUGGAGAAGACCUCCAGCUCUGCCCCAUCUGUCGGAGCGCUAUCCAAACUCGAAUCAGGCUUUAUUGAUCAGCCUCCCUAAUCACAUUUUUUGGCUUGGCGACAGCUGAAUCAGAGUCAUCUUCCAAAAACAAGGAAAGGUUAGCCAUUGGUUAUAACCUGAAAGAAAAAUGUUUCCGUUUAUCGUGCUUGAGCUUUACCACUCACGAAGCAAUUGUAAUACGUACAUGGGAGGCCUAUUUUUACACCUGAUGCGUCCCUUUGGGUUGGGGAAUGUGGUUGCAAUCACUACCUGAACUCUGUGCUGCUCGCCUCGUAGAGAUUAAAACAAACUGAAAGCUAAGAAGUAAGGGGACACGGCCAGUGGAUGAAUCUUGCUACAUUGAAGCUCUCCAAUUUGUAAAUACUUUCGAAAUGGGGUCUAGACUCGGAUGAGAAUUUUGCCCCGUCAAAGCAACUGAUGAACCCAAAAACCAUGGUCGAAUCACUGGUUAAAUAGACUCGGAUCCUUGUUAUUCCUUUUUCCUUGUAAUUGUUUGUGAUUGUUUCGCUUCUUUUUUUCUUUUUCAUUUUGCUUCUUGGCUUGCGUCUUUCCCCAAUCAGGGAUACUUUUGUGGAUGUGAACUGAAUAAAAUCUCUAUAAAAAGUCAUUAACCAUUAAAA
Theobroma umbraticum is the source of this 2335-nucleotide messenger RNA. RefSeq names its product Copine (Calcium-dependent phospholipid-binding protein) family. Gene Ontology annotation, biological process: protein ubiquitination. Gene Ontology annotation, molecular function: ubiquitin-protein transferase activity. Lineage: Eukaryota; Viridiplantae; Streptophyta; Magnoliopsida; Malvales; Malvaceae. Gene Ontology annotation, cellular component: nucleus. The record is from RefSeq and is a predicted model, not a curated record.